AUGGACUUCGUAAAAAAUAUUUUUCAAGAGCUGCUGAAGAAAAAGGACCAACUUAUGGAAUUUUCAAAAUUAUCCGUAUUGUUAAGCGACCCCUUCACCUUCUUUUUUAUGUGCAUAUUUCUGUUCGUCCUCACGAGCAUAAUGACAUACCUGUACUGCUUUUGCAAGGGCUACGAACCCAGAAAGAGUCCCAAGGUACACCAAAUAUCCAAAAAGGUCAAGUAA
Plasmodium coatneyi is the source of this 225-nucleotide messenger RNA. RefSeq lists its product as uncharacterized. The record is from RefSeq and is a predicted model, not a curated record. Lineage: Eukaryota; Apicomplexa; Aconoidasida; Haemosporida; Plasmodiidae. The transcript is spliced from 3 exons. Bases 1 to 225 code for a protein of 74 amino acids.